ACCAUGCGUAUUGACGUGGCCGACGUAGUGGAAAUCUUCGGUCGCGCACGGGAAGGAACACUUCGUUCAAGGCGGAUUUUUCUCGUUGUCUUGGCGGGCGGCAUAAAAACCACUAGCGGGCCACAUGUGCUCACUCAUGCUGUAAAGCAGUAGUUACACUUCCAUUGCAACCAAAGAAACAAGCGAUCAUUUUCUUUGAAUGUCUUGUGAAAAAAACCACUGUUAUUCAUUUAGGUUCAUCUUAGACCAGUCCAACAGUUGAUUGCUGCUUGGUUUCUGGUUUGUACGAAUAAAUCCAAGUUUCGACUCUUGUUACGAUGUUGUAUAUGGAAUUUGCGUUUUCAUUGUCGAAGUUAAUUGAACGUUUUCUUAUUCCAGUUGACACAAAUCUACUUUUCCUUUUUUUAACUUCGGUCAAAUUGUGUGAAAUCCAUCAGGAACAGAUCUCGUACACAGCUGAUGUUAGUGCAGGGCCAAAUGUAGUGCAGUCUUCGUUAUGCCUAAGGAUGCCCGUCUCACACUGUAUGUAAGCCCUAUACCGAUCCUCUUCAAUAGUGUUGCACAAAGCAUCACUGAUUUUUGGAACAAACGAUUUUGGUCGACCGUCAUAGAAGUCUUCGCUGAAGAAAACACGACGAUAUUCUGCAAACCAAUUGCAAACUGUCUUUUUUUUUUAAAAUGAUUGAUCCCCAAAAGUUGAACGAAUCGAUUCUAGGCAUUGUUGUAGAGUUAGGCCUUUACGAAAAUCUUUAAAAAAAUCAUCCAACGAAAAUUUUCAUGUGACAUUUUCAUUUUAUCGCAACACAGUUUCCUUUUACCCUCAAUGCGAAUAAAAUACUCGGUCACUUUCUGAACUGUCAUUGUGUUAAUAGUACCAAACGACAAAUUUUAAAACAGAUGUGAAGUCAGAUCCCAAAAACUCCAUCUAGUUGUUUAUAAAAACUGAGAAGGCAGCCCUUCCAGUAGUAGAAGGAGAGUACGUGGAAAAGUGUACUUGCUGUUCGUAUUUCCUCAAGAAGGGAUCAGAGUGGUGAAAGUGAAGAGUUGGAAUAAUAUACUACAAAGAACGUCCAACAUGUUUCUUCCCACAGUGAGUAAAAUAUUUGUCGACUGCCACAAAAUUGAGAUUUAUAGUUUCUUCCCACAACAAUUGCGAGCCAUGAGGUUGGUGAUGUUGCAGACUAAGCGAAUAGGAAAGAACGCGAUAUCUUCAAAGCGGGAAACGACAGCUGCUCAUAUCACCGACGCCUGUUCCCGUGGACUUAUCGCUGCCCUGUUGAUAUAGUGCUCUGCGAGUUACCCUUCUUUCAGUGCUGCACGCACCAACGCACUCAAUAUUGCUUUCCUUGUGGUUCCCAAAAACAAGCAAGCUUAUGCGUUGCAUUUAACCCAUUUAGUUUUCUUGCUGCAAAGAAACCUCAUGACACAUUUCUAACAAUGAGCCAUUUUGAAGUUUUUCAAUCGUGAAGACAUCUUUUCAGUAAGUGGUUUAUAAGAGAGUGCUUCCCAUGCACUAUAUUCGGAACAUGCAGUUACAGGUACCGCGGACAACCGUACAUGCUGUUAGCUGUACCGCUGACGAGUGCAGAAGUCCGGAUGACAAAUGGUCAAGACACUUAUGCCCCACAGGGCUACCAUCUCCAGGUGCCAUUGCUUGAGCGGCAGCCCAUGUCACCAACCAUCAGGUGCCGAUAUACACGUAAAACAUAUGUGAUAGGGCUUCUGUGCGCUGCGAUCCUCGUUACUUGGUCGGUUGUUAGUUUUCCUAAGCACAAAUUGUGGCCAUAUGACCGACGCACCGUACCGCAGCGAGGAGCUGCCAAUAUAUUCUUCAUAGAGACAACAUGCGCCAUUGAGGACGUGCCGUGGUCGGGGCUGCGCCCGCGGCAGGCGUGCGCCGUGGAGUCUGCGGUGCGCCACAACCCUGGACGACCCGUCUACGUGCUGCACACGUGUGAAGCGCCCAUCUGGGGGCUCUCGCUGCCGGCCGGAGCCACAGCUGUCCACGUGACGCUGGAGGAGUUCCUGCGCGACACGCCUCUCUACACAACACUCAUAGAGUACGCCGCCCUCGCCAACAGCGCGUGGCCCGUCCACCACGCCUCUGACGUCAUGCGAGUCGUCGCGCUCUGGAGGUACGGCGGCCUCUACCUGGACCUGGACUUCGUCGUACUGAGGAACCUGUCUGAGUUAGGUGAAGACUGGGCUGGAGCGGAGGACAACAUAACGGUUGCCAACAGUGCAAUGCAUAUGUCUGCACGGCCCGGCUCAGCAGGGCAAGAGAUGGCGAAAGCCUUCAUCGAAACACUGCAGACAGACUUCGAUGGGCAGCAGUGGAUGUACAACGGUGGCGGGCAUCUCACGAGAUUGCUGUUUAUCCGCUGCAACGUAACCAGCGUGGUGGCCAUGACGAACUGCCGUGGGUUCCGAGUUCUGGCGACGGAGCUGCUGUUCCCGGUGCACUACUCUCACUGGGAGAGAUACUUCUGGGAGGAGGAGGCGGAAGGCGUGCUGGCUGACGCGCGGAAUGCUUACGCACUCCACGUGUGGAACAAGAUCAGUGGCGAAGCCGAUAUUGUUCCGCAAAACUCAGCCUACGGGAUGCUUGCACGCCAAAAUUGCCCAGACUCCUUCAGUGCCGCCGACGGCAGCUUCGGAUAAUGAGUUCUCUUUUUAUGCACACAGUUUGUUCUCAGUAACCGUCGACGCUAAUGCUGGUUAACAUUACCCAGUGCUACUUUGAUAUCACGAUGUAGACAUACAACACCUACAUGAAAAACGUAGGACUCGAACCCGUGAUUUGGGAAGUAAUGUGAUAUAUGUACAUGUGCCCAAGUGCUGGAAAAUGCAAUAAUUGAAGAUCAUAUCUGUCUCGAGGCUCAAAUCCAGUGUGCGUCAGGUGAAAAUCCGUAUAGAAGGGGUUUUGGACAAGUGAGUUUCUUUGAAAAUCUCGUUGCAUCGACGGAGUUAACCUAAAAAAAAAAGAGGCAAACUAGAGGACGGAUAGAAGAGGAUGAACCAUUACAAUUAAUUACAGUCUCUUUAACUAAUCGGAACCGUCUUUUGAAUCGCAUUCUACUGCCCCAUUUUUACUGUUAAAAUUUUUUAACCAGAUCUAACAACGAGAAACACCGCCGUCACUUACUAGAGAUGUUUUUAAAUAUUUCGUUCUGUAGUAAUAAUUUGUGGCGAAUUAUCUCUUAUAAGUUAGACUUUUCAAAUGGAGUUUUGUGAAGUGUCAGUGACGUGUGUUCAGUUACUUAUUUACGGAGACUAUGUUAUCAGUACGGAAACUGACCAAAUAGACAUACGAUUUGUGAUAAAGUACUCUGUACUCUGUACCAUUCCAGGCUCACUUUUGAACGUAAGUACUUUAUCAUUAAUCGGGCCCAACGAACAUAAAAGGAAUAUUUAGAUUUGUCGUGCAGAUUCAUAUCCUUCAAAUUUGACUGCUAAGAAGCGGGCUAUUAGGCUAUUCUGUGAUAAACGGUCAUGUCGCCCUGAAUUCUGUAUAAGUGACUCGUGUGUGCCAAAACUCAUAGUUCUAGUUAAGUGGUCACCGGUUGUGGAUACGAGAGCACUCUGAUAUUGCAAUGGCGUGGACGCGCCGUGCGCACACAUUUUACGUGUACUUUUGGUUGUAACAAACCAUUCAGUUCAGAAAAUUAUGUCUGUUACGUCUAGAUCUAGAAUUCAUCGAUAUUAGCAUAACUCAAAAUUGUUUAAUUUGGAAACAAUUCUAAUAAUUUUGUCUGGCACUUCAUGAUAAUGGAUAAAACACAAAGACGUUACCACACUCAUAUAAAUAAAAUCACCCUCUUAAA
This is a messenger RNA of Schistocerca gregaria, 3824 nucleotides long. RefSeq names its product lactosylceramide 4-alpha-galactosyltransferase-like. Lineage: Eukaryota; Metazoa; Arthropoda; Insecta; Orthoptera; Acrididae. Gene Ontology annotation, molecular function: hexosyltransferase activity. The record is from RefSeq and is a predicted model, not a curated record. The transcript has 5 exons. Gene Ontology annotation, biological process: glycosphingolipid biosynthetic process. The coding region runs from base 1558 to 2661 and encodes 367 amino acids.